Messenger RNA from Dreissena polymorpha, 7500 nucleotides. RefSeq names its product endothelin-converting enzyme homolog. The record is from RefSeq and is a predicted model, not a curated record. Gene Ontology annotation, molecular function: metalloendopeptidase activity. NCBI's taxonomy places the organism in Eukaryota, Metazoa, Mollusca, Bivalvia, Myida, Dreissenidae. Gene Ontology annotation, biological process: protein processing. Gene Ontology annotation, cellular component: plasma membrane.
UUUGACAGAUGGCGCGGAAUUAAUACUGGCGUUUAUUUCCUAAGCUUAAUGAAAUUGGAGUUGUCGCGACAGAUGUCUGGCCAGAAGUAUACCCGGACCAACUUUGAAGAGGAUGAGAUGUCAGGUGCUGGUACCCCUCCACUUGGGGAGUUCACCACCACUGUCGUCUACAAGCGGGGGUCUAAAAUCUUCGGGGGCCGCCGUACCGUGCUGGAAGGGGUGCUGCUGUGCAUUGUGGUCGUCACCUCACUGGUGAUCAUUAUCCUGGCAGCCUUGCUCGCCUCCCGAGACCAAGAGCUGCAGCGGACCUCAGCUGCCCUCACACCACACACCGCUGGACCCAAUCCCUCCCAGGCAUCAGACACACACACCACCACACAGCCAGCACUAACACAGACAGAGUACUGCCUGACGCCAGCGUGCAUCACGGUGUCGAGCAUGUUGCUGGACUCAGUGGACGCCAGUGUGGACCCAUGUGAUGACUUCUAUCGUUAUGCCUGUGGGCACUGGGUUGACACACACAUCAUACCAUCCGGACACUCGCGCUGGAACAUCUUCAGUGAGCUGCGUAAACAGAACCAGGAGGUCAUGAAGAGAGUCAUAGAGCAGCCCAUCAAUGCUUCCCAGAGUGAUGCAGAGGUGAAGGCCAAGCUGUACUACCAGUCCUGCAUGGACAAGAACAAGACCAUAGACAAGCUGGGCAGCCGCCCCCUCCAGGACCUCAUACGGCAGUUUGGUGGUUGGAGCGUCUCCAACAGGACGGGUGUGUGGAGCCCGGACACCUGGAGUCUGCAGGGGGCACUCCAGAACAUGAAAGUCUUUGGGGCUUUCUUCGUAUUCUUUGUUGGAGAAGAUGACAAAAAUUCUUCCCAGAAUAUUUUACAGGUGGACCAGGGAGGUCUAGGACUGCCAGACAGAGACUUCUACCUCAACAAAACUAUUGAUCAAGAUAAGGUGCUGUCAGCGUACCUGGACUACAUGACACUUGUGGGAGUCCUUCUGGGGGGAGAGGAGAACAACACUCGCAGUCAGAUGAGAGAAGUCAUAGAGUUUGAGAUCAAACUUGCAAAUAUUACUGUACCCAAUGAGGAAAGACGCAAUGAAGAAGACAUGUACCAUAAGAUGACCCUGUCCUCAGUUCAGACCCUGUCACCAUUUAUAGACUGGACGAGCCUGUUCAACAGCCUGCUGUCACUGGCUCCCAAUGUGAGUGUGACUGCGGCAGAGGAGGUGAAGAUCUACAUGCCUGGUUACCUGCAAAACCUGUCUGUCCUGGUCACUGAAACCCUACAGCAGGGGCAAGGCAAGAGACUACUACAGAACUACAUGAUGUGGCAUGUGGUGAAGUCUAUGACAGUGUAUCUGACAGAGGAGUUCACUGACGCACGCAACAUCCUCACAGAGGCCAUGACUGGGACCACAGGUGGGGAGGAAGUGUGGCGACACUGUAUCUCUGACACAGAUGAGGUGCUUGGAUUUGCACUCGGCUCCAUGUUCGUACGAGAGGUCUUCAAAGGAGAGAGCAAACACAAGGCUGAGUCUAUGAUUGAGGAGGUAAAGCAGGCCUUCAAGAACAAUCUGCCAAGCCUGGACUGGAUGGAUGACGACACACGCACUGCGGCUAUUGAUAAGGCCAAUGCUGUCAUUGACAUGAUUGGAUUCCCUGAAUACAUCCUCAACACAACACGGCUCAAUCAGGAAUACAAGGAUCUGGAAAUCAAUGCAUCUGAGUACUUCAACAAUAACAUACGAAACUUGUACUUUGAACUGAAAAGAAAUGCUGCACUGCUACGGAAAUCUCCAGAACCUUAUGUAUGGGACAUGACCCCGCCCACUGUAAAUGCGUACUAUACGCCUACGAAGAACGAGAUUGUGUUCCCGGCAGGCAUCUUACAGGCUCCCUUCUACAGCCAGGACUGGCCUAAAUCAUUAAAUUUUGGAGCGAUGGGGGUGGUUAUGGGGCACGAACUGACCCAUGGGUUUGAUGACCAAGGUCGGGAGUAUGACAAGUACGGCAACCUGCGUCCCUGGUGGAACAACGCCUCUGUGGAGCGGUUUGAGCAGCGCACACAGUGCAUGAUAGACCAGUACUCCAACUACACUCUCAAUGGAGAAAAUAUACGUGGAAAACAAACAUUGGGUGAAAACAUAGCAGACAAUGGAGGGCUGAAAGCAGCAUACCACGCAUAUGAGGAAUGGCUGUCAAGCCAUGAGGAGGAGCUGCCCCUGCCUGCUCUCAACCUCUCUCACAGGCAGAUCUUCUUCCUUAGCUUUGCUCAUGUGUGGUGUUCUGUGAGCACAAAAGAAGCAGACCAUUUGGGCAUCCUAAGUGACCCACACAGCCCUGGAGAAUACAGAGUGAUUGGCACCCUGUCAAACUCCUAUGAAUUUGCCAGAGAAUACAACUGUCCGAAAAAUGCACCAAUGAACCCUGAGAAAAAAUGUGUGGUUUGGUGAACAGACUUGGUGUGGAGCAACUUUACGUAUUGACUAUCAUAAACCUGAAUCCAACUAGUUUCAACUGCAUGUGCCAUCUGUACAUUUGGUUUUGUUUUAUUACUAUGAGAAUAUGCUAUGGAAAACUUGUCUGUCAUUAGCUUACCUGAGCACAAUGUGCUCAUGGUGAGCUUUUGUGAUCGCCUUUUGUCCGUCGUGCGGCAUCCAUCAUGCGGCGUCAACAUUUGCCUUGUUAACACUCUAGAGGCCACAUUUAUCUUCAUGAAAUUUGGUCAGAAGAUUGGUGUCAAUGAUAUCUGGGAUGAGUUUGAAAAUGUUUGCUUGAAAAAAACAUAGCUGCCAAGGGGCGGAGCAUUUUUCCUUCUAUGACUAUAUAUGGCUAUAGUAAACUCUUGUUAACACUCUAAAGGCCAAAUUUAUUGUCUGAUCUUCAUAAAACUUGGCCAGAAGAUUCAUCCCAAUAAUAUCUUAGACGAGUUCAAAAAUGAUGCCGGUUGGUUAAAAAACAUGGCCGCCUGGGGGCGUUUUUUUUUUCCUUAUAUGGCUAUAGUAAAACCUUGUUAACACUCUAGAGGCCACAUUUAUUUUACGAUCUUCAUGAAACUUGGUCAGAAGAUUUGUCCCAAUGAUAUCUUGGAUGAGUUUGAAAAUGGUUUCGGUUGCUUUAAAAACAUGGCCAUCAGGGGGCGGGGCAUUUUUCUACUAUGGCUAUAUAAUGCUUUAGUUAAACCUUAUUAACACUCUAGAGGCCACAUUUAUUGUCCAAUCAUCAUGAAACUUGGCCAGACAAUUUGUCCCAAUGAUAUCUUGAAUGAGUUCGAAAUGGUUCCGGUUAGUGGAAAACAUGGCCGCCAAGGGGGUGGGGCAUUUUUCCUUAUAUAGCUAUAGUAAAACCUUGUUAACACUCUAGAAGUCACAUUUAUUGUUCGAUCAUCAUGAAACUUGGUCAGAAGAUUUGUCCCAAUGAUAUUUCUGACAAGUUCGAAAAUGGUUCCAGUUGCUUGAAAAACAUGGCCACCAGGGGGCGGGGCAUUUAUCCUUAUAUGGCUUCAUGAAACUUUGUCAGAAUAUUUGUUUAAAUGAUGUCUUGGAUGUGUAUGAAAAUGGUUCUGGUCUGUUGAAAAAGCGUGGCUGCCAGGAUGUUCACUAGUCAUGAAAGUUGGUAAGAACAUUUGUUCUAAUUACAUCUUGUGCUGCACAGAACCGAUCAGUUCCUUUGAAUCCCAGGAGAGCGACUUUGGGCCUUUUAGGCUGUCUUGGUUUUAUUUUCCCACAGAGUGGGAUUCAUUAAGAAUUGCACUUGUCCUCUGAAUGUCCUUACAUACAAGCACUUGUCCUCUGAAUGUCCCUACAAACAAGCACUUGUCCUCUGAAUGUCCAUACGUACAAGCACUUGUCCUCUGAAUGUCCCUACGUACAAGAACUUGUCCUCUGAAUGUCCCUACGUACAAGCACUUGUCCUCUGAAUGUCCCUAUGUACAAGCACUUAUCCUUUGAAUGUCCCUACGUACAAGCACUUAUACUUUGAAUGUCCCUACGUACAGGCACUUGUCCUCUGAAUGUCCUUACGUACAAGCACUUGUCCUCUGAAUGUCCCUAAUACAAGCACUUGUCCUCUGAAUGUCCCUACGUAAACAUUUGUGCAGGUAUGUCCUUGAGAUUUUUUAAAACUUUCACAGUUAAAUCACCUUUAUGUGUAGAAUCAUUAAUGUUGUUGCUAAAGAAAUUUGGGCUUAAACCAUUUUUGGCAGAAUAAUGGCCUUGUGUCUGUUUAUCCAAAAUGGAAUCUAUAAUCUCAAACUUGUGUGUAGUUGAUUGUAAAGAAAGGAAUUGUGGCUGUGACAAUUUUUUUGCAGAAGUAUGACCCUUUGUCUGUGUUCCCACUAAAUAAUAUAUAGUCCCAACAUAUUGUGUUUUCAGCUCCCCUUUAUAUACUGGGUAAUAUUGAUAAACCUUCACACUUAAAUAAAAUAAUGGUCUAGAUGAUCAGGGAGAAAGGAAUUUUGGCUGUUACAUUUUGUGGAAGAAUUACAGCCCUGUCUCUAUUUUAAGCUCACCUGAGUACAAUGUGCUCAUGGGGAUCUUUUGUGAUCGCCUUUUGUCCUUCAUUGGGCGUCAACAUUUGCCUUGUUAACACUCUAGAGGCCACAUUUAUUGUCCGAUUGUCAUGAAACUUGGUAAGAUUAUUCCCAAUCAUAUCUUGGACGAGUUAAAAAUGGUUCCGGUCGGUUGACCAGAGGGCGGGGCAUUAUUCCUUAUAUGGCUUUAGUGAAACCUUGUUAACACUUUAAAGGCCACAUUUAUUGUCCGGUUUUUAUGAAACUUUGUCAGAAUAUUUGUCUCAAUUAUAUCUUGUACGAAUUCUAAAAUGGUUCGGGUUGGGUAUAAAAAAUGAUGUCAGGGGUCGGGGCAUUUUUCCAUAUAAUGCGAUAGUAAAACCUUUUUAUCACUCUAAAAGUUACAUUUAUAGUUCAAUGUUCAUGAAACUUGGUCAGGACAUUUUUUCAUAAGAUAUCUUGGGCUACACAGAACAGGUCAGUUCCUUUGUAUCUGAGGUGAGCGAGUUUCGGCUCUUUACAGCUUCUUGUUUGCGUUUUAGAAUAUAUAGUGGAUGUGUCUUGGGGGCAUUAGUGUCUGAGACACAUUAAGAGCUUGAGUGGAUGUGUCUUGGGGGCAUUAGUGUCUGUGACACAUUAAGAGCUUGAGUGGAUGUGUCUUGGGGGCAUUAGUGUCUGUGACACAUUAAGAGCUUGAGUGGAUGUGUCUUGGGGGCAUUAGUGUCUGUGACACAUUAAGAGCUUGAGUGGAUGUGUCUUGGGGGCAUUAGUGUCUGUGACACAUUAAGAGCUUGAGUGGAUGUGUCUUGGGGGCAUUAGUGUCUGUGACACAUUAAGAGCUUGAGAGGAUGUGUCUUGGGGGCAUUAGUGUCUGUGACACAUUAAGAGCUUGAUAUUCUUUUUUGCGGACGAGGUAUUGUGUUGAACCCAGUGUUAUGUGUUAUUUAUUAUGUUUGUAUAAAUAGCUUCUUUGUUCCUUAUGGGGCUUGAAUAACAAAUUGACAAAAUGAUUAUACAUUUUUACUGUACUUACAGAUAUGUGGACAGUGCUAUUUUCAGUGUUGGUAGUUCAUAUGUAUAUAUCUUGUUAUUUAUUUAGUUGCAUUGAAGCUAUUUUUAUCAAGCCAAUUGUGUGAUGUAGUGUUUGGUUGAGCUGGCAUCAAUCUGAUCUUGUCCAGACUGUAACUUGAUUUGUUUGGCAACUUUUUUGGGGCAACAAAUGAUCAAUGGGUAAUUCAUGUUUAUCAUUUUCACAACCUGUGUCUUUAACUAAAAAGUUUAAGUCUUUUGUUUUUCAAGUUAAAGAUCAAAUAUGAGCAUGUUACAGCUUGUCUGGACUGUCAAUUAAUAUUCUUAAAAUUAUUAAAGAGUAACUUUCCUCAAAUGAUCUUGGUGUAGUAAUGUUAUGUCAUGUGCUUAUUCCAUUUUAUUUAUGUAAAGGUCACUGUCACACUCUCAAAGGUGAAAUAUGGGCAUAAUUCAGCUUAAAAUGACUGUCCACAUGUGGAAACUGUUUGUUAUGCAUAUGACAUGUUGAACCUAUGCAAAAGUCAUAGUUGAACAUGUCUUAACACUUGAAAUUCCAAGGAUUGCUGACAAUAAUAUUGUGUUGAGGUUGUAAUGGUAGGUACCUUGUAAUACAACUGAGUUUCAUACUGCAGGAGCUUAUCAUGGAGGAAAGGGGGGAACUUGAAGAGGUUUACUUAGUUUAGAACCUGAUGUAUUGAGUAUAAUGUGUUAAUAUUUGUGAGAUAAUUGUUAGUCUGAGUGAUGUUGUUCCUAGAGUCAGUUCUAAUGGCCUGUCCAGUCUGCGCUCCUACAAUACCCAUUUCAUGAUUUAUUAAGGAAAGCCAGAAAGAUGAUCCAGAUUCGGCAUUGGGACAAAAUGAUAUUAAUAGCUUGGCUCUUUUUAACAUUGUGGACCAAUUUUGUGUAUAGGGUAAAUAUUGAAAUAUAGCAUUUGCUUUGUUAUACAUGUAUAUUUAUAAUUCACUGUUUUUGCUGAUCAUGUAAUACUGUACUUCAAAUGUGGCCAAAAAAAUUAAAUAAUUAUUCCCUUAACUAUGUUUUUAAUUUAGGUACAUGUACUGUUAAUAUUUUGUUUGUGUGUCUGAUCAUAAACGAAGUGGUUGUUGAUCUCAGUUAGCUGAACCUCCCUGGAGAUUCCUGGACCCAUGUCUAGUGUGUGUACUUGAUAGGGUAAGGUUGUUACUUUAAAGCUGCUGUUACACUAUUCUAAGUUCUGUGUAGGGUUGUGGUAGGAUGCAGACUUAAUUUGAUGUUUAUAUAAUAAAGGUUAAUAAGACGAAAGAGUAAAACCUGGAACACUCUUUAACUUACCAAAAUUAACCUGAUAUGUACAAACUGAAUUAGCAUAAAUAACAUGCUUGAACUGUGUCCUUUAAUCCUACUCAGUAUAGUUUGUACGCUUGUUUCACAGGUUUGAUGCCAACAUUACAGUAGUUUAGUGGGUAUUCAUUUAUCUAUCGUACUCAAUUCCAGUAAAGAAAUUAAACUAUAUACAAAGUAAUGGAAUAAUAUGGAAAUAUUCCUGCAUGGUCAGUGUCCGGUUUGUAUUGGCAAGCUUUACAUAUAAAGUUUGCACAUUUUUGCAAGCAGAAAGUUUAGUAAUUAUUUGAAAAUACAUUAAGUUUCACACAAAAACAACUUCAAGUAGUGAAACUUUGAUACCAUAAAUGUUGUAGAUGCUUGAUACAGGUACCUAUUGUGUGUAUAGGUGCCUGCUUCAUAGUAGGUCUUGUGCUACAUGAGCUGAGGCAUGUUGGAAUUGCUAAUGAACGAAUGUAUGACCUAUUCAUAUUUUAAUAAUAAUGUCAUGAGCACUGCUGUCAGUGUGUGUCAUGGUUGUCAGUUUUAGUUGUCACUACAGACCGAUAUUAUUAAACCAGGGAUGGUUCAUGUGCAUAUGUAUAUUAUAGAAGUUAUUAUUUGUUGUUGCUGUUUGAAAUAAAUCCAACCAAUUACA